AUGAAACCGAUUCGAAGAAGGUCUCGAGCAUCCAAGAAAACUCCUAUAACUCGUCUGAACGCUAGCAUCGCGAAUUUUCGGGCACUAGUGCAACAACAUACUGGAUGUCACUCUAGUCCAACAUUCAAAAAUCAAAAAGGUCCAAUUAACCUAAGUUUUGGACCAUCAACUGAUGAUGAUCAGAAUGAAUAUAGUUUUGGAAGUUAUUAUAAUCAUGAAGAUCAAGCUGAGAAAUAUUCAAAGGACAAUAGUUUACAGCAAGAAGAACAAGAGAGUGGUACUUCUGCUUCUGCUGGUUAUAGUAUCAAUUCUGGAAAUAGUAAGUUGAGUGUAAAUGAUUAUGGAUGGUAG
This is a messenger RNA of Capsicum annuum, 351 nucleotides long. RefSeq lists its product as uncharacterized. The record is from RefSeq and is a predicted model, not a curated record. The coding region runs from base 1 to 351 and encodes 116 amino acids. The transcript has a single exon. Lineage: Eukaryota; Viridiplantae; Streptophyta; Magnoliopsida; Solanales; Solanaceae.